This is a messenger RNA of Quercus robur (English oak), 1815 nucleotides long. RefSeq names its product putative lipase YDL109C. The coding region runs from base 254 to 1663 and encodes 469 amino acids. The transcript is spliced from 11 exons. NCBI's taxonomy places the organism in Eukaryota, Viridiplantae, Streptophyta, Magnoliopsida, Fagales, Fagaceae. The record is from RefSeq and is a predicted model, not a curated record.
GCCAUAUCGUGAACGCAAAUAGGGUCCAAGUCCAAAUCUUACCCUACCUUUACCUUACCUUUUGCCCAACAAAAAAAAUUACACCUCAUCAUCUCUCAUUGCCCAUCCGUGCAAAACGCAAAUAAAUGGAUUAUAGGAAUUAUGAUUCCCCGCACGAGCACGGCUAGGAAAUUGGAUUCCCGUUUUUUCUUUUUCUUUUGGUGUUUUUCCCGUUGAGCCUUCUAUAUAUAGCAAGUGUAUUUACACUAGCAAAAUGGCUUCGGCGCCUCUGAUUCACGCGCGCUGUGCUUAUUCUCCAAGAUUUGGUAGUUGUAACCGCAGUAACUACUGUACCCCAUCCUCAACGACCUCUUCUUCCUCGUCCUAUUCCUCCUCAUCUUCCUCUUCUUCUUCUUCUUCUUCUUCUUCUUCUUCGUCUUCGUCCUUCAAUCAUGGCCAUGGAUUGAGCUUCUCUUCUGGCACAAGUAAUAGUUGGAGACAUCAAGGCCUUAAAGCUCAAGCUAUGGGUACCACCACCCAGCGGGGAAAUGUUGCAUCAACCAAGCACAUUGUGAAUGGGAAAAAUGAACCCGAUCAUCUUCUUGUCCUAGUUCAUGGCAUCAUGGCUAGCCCAAGUGACUGGUUAUAUGUAGAAGCAGAGUUAAAGAAGCGUCUUGGAAGAAACUUCUUAAUUUAUGCGAGUUCAUCUAACACCUUUACCAAAACCUUUUCUGGGAUUGAUGGAGCUGGAAAGCGAUUAGCAGAUGAAGUUAUGCAAGUUGUGCAAAAGACAGAGAGCCUGAAAAGGAUCUCAUUUUUGGCCCAUUCUCUUGGUGGUUUGUUUGCAAGAUAUGCUAUUUCUGUUCUUUAUACACCACAUGGCUCAAGUAGUGGCAAACCUGAUGAUCCCAGCAGUUCUAAUGUGGAAAUUUCACAAGCAGAAUGCUCUUCAAGACGAGGUAUGAUUGCUGGAUUGGAGCCAAUCAAUUUUAUUACCUUGGCAACUCCACAUCUUGGGGUGAGAGGAAGAAAGCAGCUCCCAUUCCUCUUUGGGCUUCCAAUAUUAGAGAAACUGGCUCUACCACUAGCUCCUAUAAUUGUUGGCCAAACCGGUAGUCAGCUGUUCCUCACUGAUGGUAAACCCGAGAAACCACCUCUUCUAUUAAGAAUGGCCUCUGAUUGUGAAGAUGGAAAAUUUAUAUCAGCCCUUGGCACUUUUAGGUGUCGCAUCCUAUAUGCUAAUGUAUCUUAUGAUCAUAUGGUUGGUUGGCGCACAUCUUCUAUAAGGAGGGAGUCAGAACUUUCUAAGAAUCCCCCUCGAAGAUCUUUGGAUGGUUACAAGCAUGUUGUAGAUGUUGAGUAUUGUCCCGCAGUUCCCUCCGAUGGCCCCCAAUUUCCUCCAGAAGCAGCCAAAGCAAAGGAAGCAGCACAAAACGCACCCAGCAUGCAAAACACAGUCGAUUAUCAUGAAAUUGUGGAAGAGGAAAUGAUACGCGGAUUACAGCAAUUAGGAUGGAAAAAGGUCGAUGUCAGCUUUCAUUCUGCAUUCUGGCCCUUCUUCGCCCAUAACAACAUUCAUGUGAAAAAUGAGUGGCUACACAAUGCUGGUGCUGGAGUGGUUGCUCAUGUUGCAGACAGCCUAAAACAACAAGAAUCUUCCUCAGUCAUUGCAGCCAGCCUGUAGCAAUUAAAGUAUAUAUAGGAAUAUAAGUGCAUCAUAACCCCUCCCCCUUCUCUCUCUCUCUCUCUCUCUCUCUCUCACAAUUGCAUUAUAGUUGAUACUUGUGGAACAGUCACAUGAUUCAAGCAAUAGUACUUCCAUUGGUCAUUGAUACA